ACAAAUUAAAUUUAAAAGAAUACUAGCAUUUCAAAUCAUAUUUUUUCAACAAAAUUUUACGUUAGAAAUUCUUGUAAAUUUUAUAAAAAAAAGAAAAAUUCUUAUAAAAUGUCUCUCGAAAAUGAUGAGCAAAAGAAUCGCGAUAUCGUUUUGGAAAUUUGCAAACCUUUAGUAUUGGACGACGAUACUUUAAGAAAAGUCAAAGACUUAUUUCUAAACGACAUCAAAAUGGGCCUAUGUAAAGCCACCAAUCCCCAGGCCACGGUCAAGUGUUGGGUUACUUAUGUUCAAUCCUUGCCAUCAGGUUGUGAAACCGGAAAAUUUCUUGCCUUAGAUUUGGGAGGUACUAAUUUUCGUGUCUUAUGCAUACAUUUGGAGGGACAAACCAAUUUCCGUAUGGAUUUUGAAGUGUACGCUAUACCAGAAAAAUUACUGGUGGGUCCUGGUAGAGAUCUCUUUGAUCAUAUAGCCGAAUGUUUGGCAAAAUUUGUAAAGACAUUGGGAGCACAGGAGGAUGAAGUACUGCCAAUGGGUUUCACUUUCUCUUUUCCGCUUAAACAAACUGGUUUAAUUAAAGGCGAGCUAGUGGCCUGGACAAAGGGUUUUAAUUGUCCCGGAGUUGUGGGACGAGAUGUAGUGGAAUUAUUACGUGAGGCCUUAGAUCGACGUGGAGAUGUUAAGGUCGGAAUAACAGCUAUACUCAACGAUACUACGGGCACUUUAAUGUCUUGUGCUUGGAAAAAUCCCAAUUGUAAGAUUGGUCUCAUAGUGGGAACUGGCUCAAAUGCCUGUUAUUUGGAACAGAUUAAGAAUAUCGACACUUAUAAGCCCGAACCAAAUAAUAGAGUACCUACAAUGAUCAUAAAUUGUGAAUGGGGUGCCUUUGGUGACAAGGGAUGCUUAGAAUUUGUGCGCACUAAAUAUGACCGUCAAAUUGAUGAAACUACACACAAUCGUGGUCGACAAGUUUUUGAAAAGAUGUUGUCCGGUAUGUAUUUGGGUGAGUUGGUGCGUCUAAUCAUGCUUGAUUGCUGCAAAGCUGGUGCUCUCUUCAAAGGCAACGAGAGUGAACAACUGCGUAAAGGAGACUCCUUUAAAACGAAAUAUAUCUCACAAAUCGAAGAGGAAAAUCGCGGCACUUAUGUCAUUGCUAGAGAAAUCCUCGAGACACUGGGCUAUAAAAAUCCCACCGAUGGCGACUGUGAAAAUGUACGCUAUAUAUGUGAAUGUAUUUCACGCAGAUCGGCUCAUCUGGUGGCUGCAAACUUGGCCUGUCUUAUCGAUCGUAUAGGUGAUCCUUAUGUGGUCGUGGGUAUUGAUGGCAGUGUCUAUCGUUUUCAUCCACAUUAUCAUAAUCUUUUGACGCAAAAAAUCAAAUGUUUAGCAAGACCCGAACAUAAGUUUGAUUUAAUGUUAUCGGAGGAUGGUUCGGGUCGUGGUGCUGCAUUAGUGGCAGCUGUUGCAGCUCGUAUAAAAAGUAAAGAAAUGGAGAGAGAUGAAAGUAAAAAGUCGGGUACGUCAAGACGUUCUGAAGCUAGGAAAUCAAAUGUAAUUAGUUAGUAAAAAUUUGCAUAUUAAAGAGUAUUUCGCAUAUUAAAAA
Messenger RNA from Lucilia sericata (common green bottle fly), 1600 nucleotides. RefSeq names its product hexokinase type 2-like. Gene Ontology annotation, molecular function: ATP binding; glucokinase activity; D-glucose binding. NCBI's taxonomy places the organism in Eukaryota, Metazoa, Arthropoda, Insecta, Diptera, Calliphoridae. The transcript has a single exon. Gene Ontology annotation, cellular component: mitochondrion; cytosol. Bases 109 to 1560 code for a protein of 483 amino acids. The record is from RefSeq and is a predicted model, not a curated record. Gene Ontology annotation, biological process: glycolytic process; intracellular glucose homeostasis; glucose 6-phosphate metabolic process.